UUCCCGAAGAAGGACCGGUCAUGCAGGACGCGGCCAGGGACGAGCCCGGGGCCGGCCCUCUAGACGACGACGACUGCGAAGACGCGGAGAAGAUCCCCGUCACGACGACGACGACCAGGAACGCCCUGAUAACCACCCAGCUCGGCCCUUGCGAGUCCUACCCCCACCGAGUUAAGGUCAGCGUCGUCGGCGUCAGCAACGUCGGCAUGGCCUGCGCCAUCGCGAUUCUCAUGCGAAGGACGGCCAGCGAGGUGUGCCUCGUGGACAAGGACAAGGAGAGAGCCCGGGCCGAGGCCGAGGACAUCCAGCACGCGGGCGUCUUCCUGGGCUGUCCGCUGGUCGUCGGCGGGUCAGACAUAAGCUCGGUGAAGGACUCGACCGUGGUGGUCGUCUCCGUGAACGAGCCCCGUCCUGGCGAGAAGCCGGACGUCGCGAAGAACCUCGAGAUCUUCAGGACGAUCGUCCCCGGGAUCGUCAAGUUCGCCUGCCGGGCCGUCCUGGUGAUCGCGACCCCGCCGGUCGAGGUCAUGAGCUACAUCGCCUGGAAAUUCUCCAAGCUGUGUCGCAACCGCGUCCUCGGCGUCGGCACCCUGGUAGACAGCGUGCGAUUCCAGAGCCUCGUAGGCCGGAGGCUGGGGCUCGCCCCCUCCGCCGUCCACUGCACGAGCAUCGGGGCCCAGGGCGUCAAUUCCGUGCCGGUGUGGUCGGGGCUCCACGUGGCAGGGACGAGGCUGCGAGACGUCAACCCCAAGAUGGGCGAGGACGACGACCCUGAGGGGUGGCAGGACGUCGCCAAGGAAGUGGCCGAGACGCAAGCCAGGCUGGACGAGAGGAUGGGCGACCGGGGACCCAGCUGCUGGGCCCUGGGAUUCUGCGCGGCCGAGAUCGUCGACGCCGUCGUCAGGAACACCAAAGUCGUUCUCCCCGUGGCCACCUACGUUCACAGCUGUUCCCACGGGACCGACAAGGACGUGUUCAUGUCCGUUCCCUGCGUCGUCUGCCGGGAAGGAGUCCACUGCACUCUGCGUCAAAAGUUAACCGACUCGGAGAAAUCCGCGGUGCAGACUUGCGCGGACAACAUUCGAGGAGUGCUCAGGGAGUCCGGGAUCUUCCAAGACGUCCAGGAGGAGGCAGAGUUCUGACUUUCCCCCGCGAGAUUCGAAA
This is a messenger RNA of Orussus abietinus, 1164 nucleotides long. Its product is annotated as L-lactate dehydrogenase A chain-like. Lineage: Eukaryota; Metazoa; Arthropoda; Insecta; Hymenoptera; Orussidae. The transcript is spliced from 7 exons. The coding region runs from base 21 to 1142 and encodes 373 amino acids. The record is from RefSeq and is a predicted model, not a curated record. Gene Ontology annotation, biological process: carboxylic acid metabolic process. Gene Ontology annotation, molecular function: oxidoreductase activity, acting on the CH-OH group of donors, NAD or NADP as acceptor.